AUAGGCGUAAGUAUUUAGGAAUAGUGUGUAGAGAUAAAGGGCGAAGAUGGCUGGCGCAUUACCGCGACGAAUCAUCAAGGAAACACAGAGGCUUAUGGCUGAUCCAGUGCCUGGUAUAUCAGCUAGCCCAGAUGAUAACAAUGCCCGAUACUUCCAUGUCAUGAUCGCAGGACCACAAGAUUCGCCAUUUGCUGGUGGUGUGUUUAAGCUAGAACUAUUCUUGCCAGAGGAGUAUCCAAUGGCUGCUCCCAAGGUGCGUUUCAUGACAAAAAUCUACCAUCCCAACAUUGAUAAGCUCGGAAGGAUUUGUCUCGAUAUUUUGAAAGACAAAUGGUCUCCUGCUUUGCAAAUUCGCACUGUUCUUUUGUCAAUUCAAGCACUGCUAUCUGCGCCAAAUCCCGAAGACCCACUAGCUACUGAUGUUGCUGAGCAAUGGAAAACUAAUGAAACUGAGGCCAUUCGCACGGCAAGAGAAUGGACGCUACAAUACGCACGGGAGUAAAUCAUUCCUAUCCAAAGAUUUCAGACGGAGUGCUUAUUGAAAGGAGAGUUACGCAUUCUGUAUUUAUCGAAUAAUUGCUGGUGCACGUCUUGUUUUAUCCGUGUUUUAUGGUGAAAUUCUCAUUCAUUUAUUACUUGCAUGAUUUGAUUAUUUCAUAUAGUGUACGUUUUAUUUGCGUGCACAUAUACCUGCAUACUUUUUUUUCGGAU
This is a messenger RNA of Cylicocyclus nassatus, 711 nucleotides long. NCBI's taxonomy places the organism in Eukaryota, Metazoa, Nematoda, Chromadorea, Rhabditida, Strongylidae. The record is from the annotation of a GenBank genome assembly.